AUGAACAGACCGGGUUUAAAUUUGCCAUUCAACUUUGCGCAACAAUAUCCGUACAAUGCAUAUACGAUGAAUACGCGUCAAGCGCUUGCAUCGUUGGGAUUUGAUAUGGAUGCUUUUGAGGUUGCUGAUUGCUAUGGUAAACGAUUCGGCAGAGCAACUUCGGGCGUUCCUGGCAAUCAAGCGACGGCAACAGCAGCUGCUGCGGCGCAAUAUCCUCGUUCCUAUGGAAUCGGUACUCCGCUUAUGGAUCCGUUCACUAUGCAGUAUAUGUGGAAUCCAGCGAUUAAUUCAUCAAUGUUCGGAGUCUAUGAUAAUUCUUCCAAUACAUUGGCCAGAGAAUAUUAUAAUCAAGUAAUGAAUGGACUUGCGCCAACAGUUAGCGGUAAUGGAGCAUCGAUUGGAGAUGGAAUAGCACAAUCAUCUAACGUUCAGCCUGUCAAUUUGCAGCAGUACAUUGCGGCUACGGCAUUACUUAACGGAGCGGCAAAUUUUCGCACUGAUGGAUCUGGUGAUGGACCCAAUGGCCAUUAA
This is a messenger RNA of Cercopithifilaria johnstoni, 531 nucleotides long. Lineage: Eukaryota; Metazoa; Nematoda; Chromadorea; Rhabditida; Onchocercidae. The record is from the annotation of a GenBank genome assembly.